AUGUCUAUAGCAAAGAUAUUUUCAGUAACGUCAAGAGUGCGUACAUCAGGAGCUAACAGUUUAUUUAUACGUUAUGCCAGCUCGGGCAAGGACGGUCAAGUCGAAAAAGUUUAUCCACCCAACGUACCUGGCUACAAAUAUGUAAAUGCUGUUGAUCCAAGCAUGGAUUUCAAAGAGAUGACAGAUAGAGCUGCACAAACCAUGUUUUGGACUGAACUGGCUAGAGGUUUUGCUGUAACUCUAGCCCAUAUUUUCAAAGAACCUGCAACUAUUAACUAUCCGUUUGAGAAAGGACCAUUGUCUCCACGCUUCAGAGGUGAGCAUGCCUUGCGUCGUUAUCCUUCUGGCGAAGAGAGAUGUAUUGCCUGCAAAUUGUGUGAAGCCAUUUGUCCAGCUCAGGCUAUCACCAUUGAGGCUGAAGAACGUAAAGAUGGCUCAAGGAGGACUACGCGUUAUGAUAUUGAUAUGACUAAGUGCAUCUACUGUGGUUUUUGUCAGGAAGCAUGUCCCGUCGACGCUAUUGUCGAAGGUCCUAACUUCGAAUUCUCAACUGAAACGCACGAAGAAUUACUUUACAACAAAGAGAAAUUGCUUUCAAACGGUGACAAAUGGGAGAGCGAAAUAGCUGCCAAUAUCAGAGCUGACCAUCUUUACCGCUAG
Diatraea saccharalis (sugarcane borer) is the source of this 660-nucleotide messenger RNA. The record is from the annotation of a GenBank genome assembly. Lineage: Eukaryota; Metazoa; Arthropoda; Insecta; Lepidoptera; Crambidae.